AUGGCAGACGAAAUGGCGGUUUCCAUUAAGUGUUCGAAAAGCGUAUAUCCGUUUCACCACGGCAAAUAUGAAGAUUUCGAGCCUAUCUUCCAGAAACUGAUCGAGGAUGAUGUGAACGAUGCCUACAGCGACAAAUACACCGAGUAUUUCCUGCCUACAGCACGAAGAUUGGUGGACGAGGCAAUGUCAUGUCAGUCUUCGGAUCGGAAACGAGCUAUUGAGCUGUAUGAACGUGCAGCAUGCGUGUUCCGCAUAUCCAGGUUUCCAUCUGUGGAUGGAGACGAGACUGGCUUCAAGAGACAGAUAUUCAAUGAGCAGGUACAGGUAUACUUAAGAGGUGCAAGUCUAUGGGAUGCGCCUCUCAAACAGAUCAUCGUUCCUCAUACUGCUGCAGCGGGCAGCGAUGGUAAGGAGAUACCUGUGUUUGUUAGAAUCCCCAGUGCAGCAAGUGCUAGCAAGAAGUGUCCUGUUGUCCUACUCAUGACGGGCUUGGAUGGGCAUAGACCAGACAAUACAGGUAGGUCCGACGAGUUUCUCAGGCGUGGCUGGGCAUCUGUAAUAGUUGAAAUUCCUGGCACGGCCGAUUGCCCGAGCGAUAGACGAGAUCCCAAGUCCCCAGACCGCCUAUGGACAUCCGUGCUUGACUGGAUCGCAGAUCAACCUCAAUUCGAUGCUUCUCGAGUCCUUGUUUGGGGUCUAUCAGCUGGAGGCUACUACGCAAUCAGGGCUGCCCACACUCAUCACGAUCGCCUGAUAGGGUCAAUCGGUCAAGGCGCUGGUGUACACCUCUUCCUCAGCAAGGAGUGGCUCAGUCGUGUCGACUACCACGAAUAUCCUUUUACUCUAUCGCAUGCUUAUGUAAAGAAGUAUGGAUACAAAGACUGGGAUGAACUCCUCGAGAAAGCUCAGGAUGACUUCAGCCUGGUCAAGAGUGGCCUGCUCGAUUCUUCUUGCUGCCGGUUACUCCUCGUCAACGGUACGUGGGACGGCCUCAUGCCGAUUGAGGACAGUAUGCUGCUCAUGAACUAUGGCAGGCCGAAGGAGGCCAGGUUUUACGAGAAGAUGCUGCACAUGGGCUACCCACCAGCCAAUGGUUCGAUCUAUCCAUGGAUGGAAGAGGUGAUGGCAAGCAAGGCAUAG
Molecule: messenger RNA, 1140 nt
Organism: Lithohypha guttulata
Lineage: Eukaryota; Fungi; Ascomycota; Eurotiomycetes; Chaetothyriales; Trichomeriaceae
Exons: 4
Coding region: 1-1140 (379 amino acids)
Source: RefSeq, a predicted model, not a curated record